This is a messenger RNA of Verticillium alfalfae VaMs.102, 3075 nucleotides long. RefSeq lists its product as hypothetical. The record is from RefSeq and is a predicted model, not a curated record. The coding region runs from base 1 to 3075 and encodes 1024 amino acids. NCBI's taxonomy places the organism in Eukaryota, Fungi, Ascomycota, Sordariomycetes, Glomerellales, Plectosphaerellaceae. The transcript has 5 exons.
AUGAGCACUUCGAACCACAGUCAAUGGCCCCCUAAAAGACCUUCCAAGAGAAAUAAGCUACGAAAUGGCACUGUGAUCAUCCCCGGCACGGGCGAGCGAAGCCAUCGCCAGUUCACACUCCGAAACCCGAGCCUCGACAACGAUCGUUCCGAUGACCCUGAUGGCUACCGGUCUCUUUUGCUGUCCGAGACAAACAGCGAGCGCGCCCAUACCAUAGGACACAAUGUCAAGACGAGCUUUCUGAAGUUCUGGGACUUCCUCCGGUCUCCAGCUGGCAAGGGUGUGCUCAAGUGCACUCUUGCCUACCUUCUCGGCAGUAUGGCCACUUACCUCGAACCGAUCUCUGAUUUUUUGGGGAAACCCGAUGGCAAGCAUGUCGUCGCCACCAUCACUGUAUACUUUCACGCCAAUCGCACUUGGGGCUCAAUGGUUGAAUCAGUCCUCAUCGCAUUCUGCGCUAUCGGCUACGCCCAGAUCAUAUCCAUGCUAUCCAUGGGCUUGUCUGUGCUGGGCAACGAAGUUGGCUUCCAAGUUUUGUCGCAUGUCAUGAUAUUGAUCAUCUGCAUUGGUUUCGGCCUUGGAUUCGUGGGCUGGAUCAAGCAGAGAAUGAACAGCCCCUUGGUGAAUGUCGGGUGCACACUAGCAUCCAUCGCCAUUAUCACUAUUGUUACCAAAGAAGAAGCUGUUCAAGGUGGAUACUUGUCGUCUAUCAAGGUUGUGCAGGUCUUCAAGAUCCUUGUCAUGGGUGUUUCUAUCACUGCACUCGUUAACAUCUUAGCUUGGCGAACGUCUGCGAGGGCGGGUCUGAGAAGCACCAUGAACACGUCAGCAGAAUCUCUUGGAGACUUGCUUGCCAUGAUUGCCCGCGGUUUCCUCAAUGGCACCGAGGAGGAGCUGUCGUCCGGUGACUACACCCGAGUGGACAAGGAUUUCAAAGCAUCAUACACCAAGAUGACCACAAACUUGCGAGAGGCAAAGCUGGAGCACUAUAUCCUUGGUCGUGAGACGAUCUACAAGAUGGACAGAGAGGUCGUCAGAUGCUUCGAGGUCCUUGCUCAGUCUAUUGGAGGUCUUCGCAGCGCCGCGGAGACUCAGUUCGCUCUCCUGAAGGAGCUACCUCAGGACGGCCCCAACAGUAUCCAGUCCCCCGGCGGCACCGUCAUUUACUCGCCAACUUUGACGCGCGCCAUGUCGCAGUAUCUUAAGAACACGCGCGACAAGGCCGCAACACUAGCAGCAAUUGAAGAGUCGGAGGAACUGGAGAUGGAGUAUCGUGCCAGCGCCGAAGAGGGCUCGAACUGUUCCUCUGCAAACCCUUUGACGUCAUUCCGGGCGCCGUCAGAGAUAUUUGAACUAUUCAUUGCUCUGUUGGGCCCAUCAAUGAAGUCUUUGGCCUAUACCCUGUCGGAAAUCCUGAGAGAUCCAACCUUCGGACCACCGCCCAAGUACGAUAUAAGCAUUAACGAGAAUUUUCGACAGAGUCUCAAAGAUGCUCUGGGUGUUUACAACGACACGAGAACAAGUGCACUUCGAGACCUGUACAAAAGCAUUGAGCUGGGAAGAGCCAGGACAGAGAAGAUUCAGGCCGACAUUGAAGAAGUGGCGGCUGCGUGCGGCCACUUCAGUUUUAGUCUGCAGAACGUGGCCGAAGACAUCGAUGCCUACUUGACGGUUUUGGAGGACUUGAAGUACGCGCGCGCUACCAGUGGGCACACCUGGCGCUGGUUGAAGUUCUGGAAACAAUGGGAAAAGCCUGCGGUCAAGCCUGACCCCAACGAUCCCGACCAAGAAGCCCUUUUGCAACCUUCAGCAGCCGAGGAAACACCCAUCAGGCCCGUCCGCAAGUCUGGCAUGCCGUCCGGCAUGCCGGCAGAGAUGAUGAAUCGGCGCGACACCUUCAACUGGGAUGCCUCUCCUGACGCAAGUUCUUUCUUGCGAUCCUUCUCGCAAUGGUGUCUGAAGGCUAUGAGGUUCCUAGCCCGAGAUGAUAUUCGAUUCGGCAUCAAAGUAGGUCUGGGCGCCAUGCUAUGGGCUAUGCUUGCUUUCCUUCCCGCCACCAGACCCAUCUAUAAGCACUGGAGAGGCGAAUGGGGUCUUCUAUCCUUCAUGAUUGUCACGAGCAUGACCGUAGGCGCCGCCAAUACCACUGGUACAGCAAGAAGGUCGACCGAUGACGACGACGACGAGGGCGGCCUGAACCCCAUGAUGGGUGAGAUUGUGUACCACCGACUUGUAUCUGUCAAUCUCGGUAUUCUCUGGGGCAUCGUUGUCUGCCGGAUGAUCUGGCCUAUUUCGGGCAGGCGCAAGUUCAAAGAAGGACUGACAAUUCUAUAUGUACAACUCGGCCUCAUCUGGAGGCGUGGACCUUUGGCUAUCCUGCUCAAUAGCGACAGUACGCGGUCUUACAUGAGGGCUGGCGAGGAGAAGGCUGUGCAGCGAUAUGCGCUGAAACUUGACGCUCUUCGAGCGUCAGCUAAGUCCGAGUUCGAACUUCGUGGCCCCUUCCCCGAUGAUGCGUAUGCGCGCAUCAUGCAAUCCACGCUCAGGAUCGUUGAUGGCUUCCACGCCAUGCGCCUCGUGACAUCGAAGCGCGGGAGUCUUUCAGCUGGCGAACGUGCUCUCCUACUACAUACGGCAGCCGAGCGAGCUCAACUUUGUGACCGCAUUUGCCACGUCUUCCAGGUUCUGGCCAGUUGUUUUAUGCUCGAAUACCCCUUGACAGACGCCAUCCCAUCGGUGGAGGGCACCAAGGACAGGCUCCUGGGUAAAAUCUACCAAUUUCGUAGAGAGCACCAGCCAUCGCUAGCUGCAGUCAAGGAAGACGACCAAGAGGACGACGCUGGUGUGAAUGACAAUGAAUCGACGAAUGGACACGGGAACGGGAACGGGCAUGGGAAGGCCAAGCUGAAGCCACCCAAGCUCGAGCUGCACGUAACGGCUGAGGAGAAGGAUUAUGCUCUGCUCUACGCAUAUACGCUGGUAACGGCCCAAGUCGCGCAUGAGCUGCAAUGCGUGCAAAAGGAGAUGGAAGGUCUCUUUGGUGUGCUGAACGACGAAUCGCUGCUCCUGCGGUAG